AUGAUUGAUAUUAAAUGCAAUUGUGGAGCCACUACAGUGAUUCGCACAUCUUAUAGCAAAAGAAACCCUGGGAAACUCUACUAUGCUUUUCAGGGACCAUUAUGCAAGUUCAUAGGAUGGGUGAAUGAUUAUGAUCAGGACUGUGAUUGUAUGGCGUUUAGGAUGAAACUUGAAGAACAAAAUCGCAAAUUGAAGUUUUACCUGGUCCUUCCAUUAGGGCCCACAGUUCCAUAUUUUGCGCAUGUUACGAAUUUCCAUUUUGUGGACACUCCAUCAUCUUCUGUUGCAGAUCUUCUUCUCUUUUUUUUGGUCUACCAAUAG
This is a messenger RNA of Lactuca saligna, 321 nucleotides long. Lineage: Eukaryota; Viridiplantae; Streptophyta; Magnoliopsida; Asterales; Asteraceae. The record is from the annotation of a GenBank genome assembly.